CCAAAGCCCACAAGUCUCCAAGACCCCAAUACCAACCUCAACUUCUACCAUGGCCACCAUUUCCGCCACCUUCAAAGCUUAUGAGUACUACAAGUUCGGCGAUGCGCUGGAGGAGAUCAAAUUCAACGCCAACGCUGUCCAGAAGCCGCUUCAGGGCGACGAGCUGCGCGUCAAGAUCUUCAGCGCGGCUGUGAACCCCGUGGACUACAAACUGGUCACGUACGGUCCACACAUUCUGCCUCACGCCCCCACAGCCGAGAACCCGUUCCGUGUGGGCUUCGACAUGGCCGGCAAGGUCGUGGAGGUCGGUAGUGACGUCAAAGACUACAAAGUAGGCGACGAAAUCUUCGCCAUGCCCGGCUUUGUGAACUUCGGUACCUUUGGCGAGUACAUCAACAUUGAGACCAAGUUCGUGGCACCCAAGCCCACCAACAUGUCAUGGAAUGAAGCGGCAGGUGUGCCGCUUGCCGGCCAGACGAGCUGGCAGGCACUGGUGACGUACGGCAAGCUUCAAAAGGGUCAGCGCGUAUUGAUUCUUGGAGGUAGCAGCGGCACGGGCGUGUUCGCUAUCCAGAUCGCUAAAGCUCUGGGCGCUGAGGUCAUCACGACGUGCAGUGCUCGCAACGUGGAGCUUGUCAAGUCUCUUGGCGCCGACCAGAUCGUGGACUACACUAAGGAGAAGUGGAGCGAGCCAGCUUCGUGGAAUGAUACAGCUCAGAAGGUGCUGAAGGAGAAGACGGGCAUCUUCGUGACGAUCCUGACGAUUGACAAGCCCAUCGAGUCGCCCAUUGGCGCUACGCUGCACCAGAUCUUCAACGCGCCGUGCACGGAAUACUUGCUGGAACUCAAGAAGCUGAUCGAGGCUGGAAAAGUGAAGACGAUUAUUGACUCGGUGCACUCGCUGGAGAACGUGAUGGAGGCGUUUAAGGUGCAGAUGUCGAGCCGUGCUCGUGGCAAGAUCAUUAUCGAGAUCGCAAAGGAAUAAGUCACUGGUUAGCUAGCUGUAUAAGAUGACUGGAAUGAAAUUACAGAACCGUUUAAU
This is a messenger RNA of Phytophthora infestans T30-4, 1042 nucleotides long. Its product is annotated as alcohol dehydrogenase, putative. The transcript has 2 exons. The record is from RefSeq and is a predicted model, not a curated record. Gene Ontology annotation, molecular function: oxidoreductase activity. Lineage: Eukaryota; Oomycota; Peronosporomycetes; Peronosporales; Peronosporaceae. Bases 50 to 985 code for a protein of 311 amino acids.